CAGUUUCGCAAAAAGAAGAAAAAAACGAAACCAUGCAAUUUAUAAAACCAGCGUUUCGAAACGCCUGCUACUGCUACUACUACACCAUAACUCGCUCCUUAAACCCUAACCCCUUCAUCCUCGUCUCGUUACCCACUUCCCCGUUUCUCACACUCCAAUCCUUUCGACCUUCUUUCUCGACCUUUUCCUUCUUCUCCUCCGACGUAAUGGCCGGUGGCGGCGGUGACAACUCCGUGCCUCCGCUGUCCCAUUCGCUCGAGAAGCAGUUCGAUGCUUUCCGGUCUCAGCUUGAGGAAUCUGGAACCCUAAGGGAGCGAAUUCGGAACGUUGUUUCGGAGAUAGAAUCCGCAACUAGGCUCAUGUACGCUAGCCUCCUUCUCGUUCAUCAGUCUCGCCCCACUCCCGAGCUUUUAGAGAAGGCCAAGUCUCAGAUUGGUGUGCUAAAGGAGAAAUACAAGCAACUUGCUGAGAUUCUUGGAGGAUGCCCUGGCCAGUACUAUAGGUACCAUGGUGACUGGAGGAGUGAGACACAAUCCGUAGUUUCACUGCUUACAUUUAUGCACUGGCUCGAAACAGGAAGUCUUCUUGAGCACAAAGAAGCUGAGGAGAAGCUUGGGUUGAAUAGUUCGGAGUUUGGUCUAGAUGUUGAAGACUACCUAAUAGGUGUUUGUUUUAUGUCUAAUGAAUUGCCAAGGUAUGUGGUGAAUCAAGUGACAGCUGGAGACUAUGAUUGUCCGAGGAAAGUCCUAAAGUUCUUAACAGAUCUCCAUGCUGCAUUCCGAAUGCUUAAUCUUCGAAAUGAUUUUCUUCGGAAGAAGUUUGAUGGCAUGAAGUAUGAUCUAAGAAGAGUUGAAGAAGUCUACUAUGAUGUUAAGAUUCGGGGUUUGACACCCAAUGGUGAGCCAGUUGGAAACCAAGGAGUUGAAGCCUGAAGGAUAUUCUUAGGCUGUAACACUAAACUUGACCUUUUUUAUCAACUCAGUUAUAUCUAGAGUUCCCUCUCUAAUGUUUGAUGAAAUGUAAAGGGGAAAUUCUGUCAUUUUGUGUCGCACUGGCUCUGUGAAUUGAGAACCCUCUAUUAUCUGCAUUAGAAAUACUUUAUAUGCAAAAUACAGUACGAAUGCAUUUG
Arachis duranensis is the source of this 1129-nucleotide messenger RNA. RefSeq lists its product as uncharacterized. The transcript is spliced from 7 exons. Gene Ontology annotation, cellular component: cytoplasm; nucleus. Gene Ontology annotation, biological process: RNA metabolic process. The coding region runs from base 33 to 932 and encodes 299 amino acids. Gene Ontology annotation, molecular function: single-stranded DNA binding; sequence-specific DNA binding; RNA binding. NCBI's taxonomy places the organism in Eukaryota, Viridiplantae, Streptophyta, Magnoliopsida, Fabales, Fabaceae. The record is from RefSeq and is a predicted model, not a curated record.